AUGUGUUAUUGCGUACACAUUGUGAGCGGCUUUAACGUGGUCUUGCGAGGAGUUGAGCUGAAGGACUGGAUGGUGCACGAGCAUAAGAAUGCGGUGAACUGCGGCAACAGUCACGACCGUCACCUUAUCCCGGCGCAUCGAGUAAGCUUGUUCUCGAUUUGGAAGGAUACCAUUAAAGGCUUGGGAGACACUAUAAGGAUAGAGAAGAGGCUGUUUGGUAUGUUCAUUCCUUUGGAAGAGCAUAUUGUUCGUUUCUUGUGUUGCGGGAUUGAGUACAGAUAA
Molecule: messenger RNA, 282 nt
Organism: Strongylus vulgaris
Lineage: Eukaryota; Metazoa; Nematoda; Chromadorea; Rhabditida; Strongylidae
Source: the annotation of a GenBank genome assembly